Messenger RNA from Synchiropus splendidus (mandarinfish), 3683 nucleotides. RefSeq names its product MLLT10 histone lysine methyltransferase DOT1L cofactor (gene mllt10). The transcript has 22 exons. The record is from RefSeq and is a predicted model, not a curated record. NCBI's taxonomy places the organism in Eukaryota, Metazoa, Chordata, Actinopteri, Syngnathiformes, Callionymidae. The coding region runs from base 372 to 3404 and encodes 1010 amino acids. Gene Ontology annotation, molecular function: histone binding; nucleosome binding. Gene Ontology annotation, biological process: regulation of transcription by RNA polymerase II. Gene Ontology annotation, cellular component: nucleus.
UGACAUACGUUAUAAUACGUGAGCAACGUGGAAAAAAAAACAUAAAUGGAAAGUUGAGGAAUCCUCGACCAUGUGGGGAAAAUAGAACUUUUGUCUUCCUGUCAGUGAGGCACGCAUGUCACGGUAUCCUGCGUCAUGACGUAUUUCCUUUCCUAGCCCAAGCCCCUCCCCUUGCCGCCUCAACACCGAGUCGUAUGGUGGAUGUUUUGAAGGAAAAUAUUGUGUCAAGAAGGAACGUAAACACGCUUCAAACAUGACAUUUCGACAGAGUGGGACUUAAAGUAGCCUAUCAAGGCGACAAGGAGCUUCCAGGACGCCGUUUCGGGCUUAUCUCCAAGUCGUAAUUUACCGCAUGUCCGAUUUCAUCGUAGAUGGUCUCCGGCGAGCGUUGUCUGGCGGUGGACGACGAGUUGUCUACGAAUAACAUGAAGGAGAUGAUUGGAGGCUGUUGUGUUUGCUCAGACGAGAGAGGCUGGGCGGAAAACCCACUGGUUUACUGCGACGGACACGGCUGCAACGUUGCUGUGCAUCAAGCAUGCUAUGGCAUUGUGCAGGUGCCCACAGGCCCAUGGUUCUGUAGAAAAUGUGAAUCUCAGGAGCGAGCGGCCCGUGUGAGUAACUCAUCGAGACUUGACUCCUCGCUUGACUUGACUGUUCCAGCGUCUCUUUUAUGGAGAUGUGAGCUGUGUCCACACAAGGAUGGUGCUUUGAAGAGGACAGACAACGGAGGCUGGGCCCAUGUGGUUUGCGCUCUGUACAUACCAGAGGUGGAGUUUGCAAAUGUUUCCACCAUGGAGCCCAUUGUGUUACAGUCUGUGCCGCAUGAACGUUAUAACAAGACAUGUUACAUCUGUGAGGACCAAGGCAGAGAGAGCAAGGCAGCGACUGGAGCGUGUAUGACCUGCAACAAACAUGGCUGCAGGCAGGCCUUCCAUGUAACAUGCGCCCAAUUUGCUGGUCUGUUAUGUGAGGAACAAGGAUCAGACGCAGACAAUGUCAAGUAUUGUGGCUACUGUAAAUACCACCACAGCAAACUGCGAAGGAGCAGGGGCCGUGGUAGUAGGUCUCAAAGCUUAAGUGACUCUUCCCCUCAGAGUAUGGAUAGACCCCCAGACACGGACAAGAAGAAGCACAAAGAGAGGGAUAGACACAAACCGAGACAUAAGAAGACUUCCAUGGACAUGUCACCCUCUCUUGUCCUCCCAAAUAUCAUGGGCACAGAGAAGGCCUACAACAGCAGCAGCUCAGGUAUUCCUUCUCUGCCAACGUCUUCGCAGAAGAGACUAGACGACAGUAAUGCUCGUUUCACCAACGCCAACUUCCAGGAAGUGUCGUCAACUCUGUCUAGUGGGAGUUCCAAGGACAGUUUAGGGAUAGAUACUGUAAAGACUGUGUCUGAGAUGAAGAACAAGAAGAACACCGGAAGUCACAUUGUGGGACAAAGAGGUGGCCGCAAGUCUGUCUCUUCCUCAGGGAAACCCCUCCCCUCUGCCGUGGUCACCAUGGCAACCUCCUCCACAUCUGCCUCUGCUUCCACUGGGCCUUUCCACCAAGGGCUUCUAUUGGCGAACGCCAGCAAGACGCCUUCAACUCCUUCAUCUUCUGACUUUUUAAGUUUCUCAGACUCAACCCUGAGACCUGGCAGUGGAACUACUUUUUCCUCUCCGCCAUCUUUUAGCAGCUGCCUUGUCAAGCCGAGCUCGGAAGGAGGAGCUUCUGACGGAACGACCAACUUGUUUGGCUCUCUUGCAUCCGCUACAAAUGCUUCUUCCAUGGGUGGAAAGCUUUACGACAAUUCACAUAGUAUGUCCGCCACUGAAACAUCAACUCUUGGUGGUUCAGCCUGCUACAAACGACCCCAAAAUUCGAGUGCUGGACCGGGUCUCAGCGGAGCAGCUGGUGCCGGAGGUGAUGAUGUCCCAAAGAAGAAAAAGAAGGGCAACUGGCGGAACAGAUUCGGACCCUGCUUCACCACUGAUGUGAAACCUUCAGAGUCAGCUCCGUCUCUCACUCUGACCGCCUCCUCCACCUGCAACACCUCCUCUGCUGGCUCCCCAUCCUCCUCAACCACGACACUCUCAGGCAGGCCAGGCAUAGUUUCCAGCAGUGGGUUGGGAGUAGGAGGAGAGAGAGGACUUGGAGUUAUAGGUGUCAGUGGCGGGAUUCAAAAGUCGCCUUCACUGCUCAGGAAUGGGAACUUACAAAGCAACAAUGGCUCCUCGACCACUGGACCAGGUGUUUUUUCAUCCACCGAUGGAACAUUGUCAGGGACUGGAACAAUUACGAUGGGCGGAGCCAGUGUGGAAAUCUCUCACCAACAGCAGCAGCCAACACAUUCGCUCGCCCCACCUUCUCCCUUCACUGCCACAGCACAGCUUCCUAGCACAGCAGCAUCACUUGCCAGUGGUCUCCCAGGAUCCGUCUUCAACAUGGCCCCCUCCCAUAUGUUUGGGAACCGACUAAACCCAAACUCCGCCAUGGCAGCGCUCAUUGCUCAGUCGGAGGCCUCACCAGCAGGUAAGGAUCAAGAGGUGGGAGACAGCACCAGCAGUGGUGGUGUUGGAGCUCAGGGAUUCUCCAUACGAUCUUCUCCACAGACCACCCCGCGCUCUCCACUUGGUGGCCUGCAGAUCCGCUAUGACUGCUCUGGGUCGUUGCCGGGGCCGGCGCUUGGGUUGCUAGGGCCGGGGGUAGGCAGCGAGACAAUACCCCCGGUGGCCACUAGCAUAGAGCAGCUCCUGGAGAGGCAGUGGAACGAGGGCCAAAACUUUCUGCUGCAGCAGGGCACGCAGGGAGACGUGGUUGGCAUGUUGAAGUCCCUCCACCAGCUGCAGGAGGAGAACCGGAGGCUUGAGGAUCAGAUUAAAACUCUGACUAUGAAGAAAGAGAGACUGCAGCUCCUCAGUGCGCAGCUAUCGGUGCCUUUCACUUCCACCUCAGAUAUGAAAGGAUCCCAGUUGGGAGGCACCGACUCAUCUUUACCUGCAGUUGCUCAAGACAACGCCUCAUGUGGUGGCCACAGCAGCACUGGUUCCACCUCCUCUCUGUCCACCCCUCCCUCUGUGUCCCAGAGUCCACCUCAGGCCCAAAUGAAUGGCGUGGCACCAGUGGGCACUGCCCCGGCUAUGCUUGGCAACGUCACAGGAUUGAUGGGAACCUUCGGUGCUGGCAGCACGCUAGGCAUGGGCGGAAUCGUUGGGGCCCUGAACGGAGUGAUCCAGACCCCUGCUGGGACCGCCAGCCCCCACACUCACACUACUGGAUCAGCUACAGUCGCUAAUAACAGCACAGCAGCGCCAGGAAAGAACAGCGCUGCUCGACUCGGCCUCUUGUCUGACCAACAGAGACUCUUCCUGCAACAGCAGCUGCUGUCCACACAACCCUCAGUGGAGAACUUUCAUUAACUAUCCCAGAAUCUUGCUCUUCUUUUCACUUCACCACGUUCACCUCCUCCGUCUCUCCUUUCCUGCACCCGCCUCUGGACCCUUGGCUGCUGCGGGCCCUCUCCUCCCCUCAGCUGCCCGUCAACAACCUGCUGACCGCCUCUCCUGGUCAGAGCCAAAGUGCCAUCAGCGCCAGCCCUUUCCUGGCUCUGCUGCGCAGAGACGCUCUGGCUGAAGGGGAGCAGGAGCUGCAACUGGCGGAGAAGCCUGCAGGCCUGUCAGGGCAGGAGAAGACAUGAC